Manihot esculenta (cassava) is the source of this 1334-nucleotide messenger RNA. RefSeq names its product dehydrogenase/reductase SDR family member 7. Gene Ontology annotation, cellular component: membrane. Gene Ontology annotation, molecular function: oxidoreductase activity. The transcript is spliced from 12 exons. Bases 77 to 1054 code for a protein of 325 amino acids. NCBI's taxonomy places the organism in Eukaryota, Viridiplantae, Streptophyta, Magnoliopsida, Malpighiales, Euphorbiaceae. The record is from RefSeq and is a predicted model, not a curated record.
CCAGCUCCAAGCUAUAAAUUGCGAAAAGAGCAAGCUCGGUGCAGCUAACGAUAACUGAACCGAACCGCGAGCAUCGAUGCUGCCUCUGCUCUUCAUUUCUCUCUCUCUCUUUCUUCUUAUUGCUUUGCUCUUCAAGUUCCUCACUGCUGAUGGGGACUUCACGCUGAUGUCCAGGAGGCAUGUAAAGCGCGAAGAGAUCGAAGAUAAGGUGGUUUGGAUCACUGGAGCUAGCCGUGGAAUAGGUGAAAUUCUUGCUAAACAAUUGGCAAGUUUGGGCGCCAAGCUCAUUCUUUCUGCUCGGAAUGAAGCUGAAUUGGAGCGAGUUAAGAAGCAACUUACAGGCAAACAUGCACCCGAUGAAGUGAAGAUUUUACCUUUGGAUCUGGCGUCUGGUGAAGAUUCUCUUGGAAAGGCUGUGGAAAAAGCAGAGUCCUUUUUCUCUGGGGCCGGUGUUGAUUAUAUGAUCCAUAAUGCAGCCUAUGAGCGCCCUAAAUCAGCAGCUCUGGAUGUCACUGAAGAAAGUCUCCAGGCUACAUUCAACAUUAACGUUCUGGGGACAAUAUCUCUUACGCGGCUGCUGGCGACUUCCAUGGUGAAUCGAGGGAGGGGCCAUUUUGUUGUGAUGAGCAGUGCUGCAGGCAAGGUGCCCACCCCAGGACAGGCCGUAUACUCUGCUUCUAAAUUCGCUCUAAAUGGCUAUUUUCAGUCCUUGCGUUCUGAGCUCUAUCAGAGAGGGAUUAGGGUGACCAUUGUUUGUCCUGGGCCAAUAGAAACAUCAAAUGGCUAUGGAGUGACAACCUCCACGAAGAAGGGUUCUGAGAAACGUGUGUCAUCAGAAAGGUGUGCAGAGUUGACAAUAAUUGCAGCAACUCAUGGAUUAAAAGAAGCUUGGAUAUCACACCAGCCUGUACUAGCUGUUCUGUAUCUAGUACAAUACAUGCCCACCAUUGGCUACUGGCUCAUGGAUAAGAUUGGGGGAAAGCGAGUUGAAGUGGCUGCACAGAAAGGCAAUACAUACUCAUGGGGCUUAUUGUUUGGAAAGAAGAAGGCCUAAAUUUCUUUGGAUGAAGUUGGGUUCAUGCAGUAGCGGUUGUCAACAAAUGCAAGCCAUUCCAUAGCGCAUGUUUUGUGGUCACGAAAAACUCCUCGACUCAACUGUUCACAUGUCAUCUUCAAUAGCUUUUCAAUUUGAUAGGCGUGUUGUUUAAUCAAUUAAUUUUUUUAAAUUUUCAUGAAAAAUAUUACCUGAUGAUAAUCUGCUGUAUUUUACAUAAGUACAUAUGCUAUAAGCAUGUAGUAAAUAAAAUGAAUAAAUAUGUCAAUUAAUCCCAGAA